AGCAACCUCACAUGGCUCCCAGCAGAAUAAGCUUUUAUAAAUUAGCUAUAAUAGAGGGAAGGGGAGUUGGGGUGGUAAAAAAAGUGUCGGGGGGGGCAGCCAAUGCAACAGAGCAGAGCCAUUAUAUGAUACCAGCCAUAAGCCGAGAGAUCAAACUCAGGCCUGGGUGCAUUUCAUUGUAAUAUCGCUUCAUUGAACGGCACAGUCGAUAGAAAGGCACCGCCCAAGGAGCAGACGAUUUGGGCUGGACUCAGAAAUCCCAGUCAGCUGUCGAUGAGUUGACGACAAGACAAUGAAGAUAUUAAAUCUUUUUUUUUCGUUGUAACGGGGUAAUACCAAGGCAACAGUGCAACCUCCACAUUCACAGCCAACAAAGUCGAGAUUGUGGGACGCGCCUUUACGCACAGAGAGCAAAACAUUAUUCAUACAAGUCAUAGUUAUUAUCUUUUCUUUUUUUGAGUGGACUUACCGAUUUCAUAGCAGCUGCCAUAUCAUCAUAUCUCUCAGCCUGUUCAGCCAGCCUGGCUUUCUGCACCAGCUGCUCGCGAUCAACCAUUUUUUAAAUGAUAUGUGGUUGCUAAAUCGAGCUGCUCUACUUGAGUUUUUGGGGAUGAAAUUAUAGAUAUUUUAAAUCGCAAUGCAGUGAAAUCCUACGCGAACCUAAUGCUGCAGCUGUUCCCUGCUGUCUGUCUGUGCUCCGUGCAGACGGGACACCCUUUUCCUCUCUCCCUCCCUCCCUCACCCCUCCUCACACGCUCUCCCACGGCUGCGUCAUCACUCAGAAAGUAUGGCUCACAGGGCGUCCCUGAACGAUAAUCUGAGAUCACAGCACUUCCUGUCCUCAAGGCCAACCAGUGAGCGAUGCAAAGGGCCAACUCUGCUGGAAGAGAUUAUCACCUGCUGACCUGCAGGUCAAGAGAGGUCCUGCUGACUUUCAGUGACGUGUAAAGUGGGUCAAGUAGGAGGAGGAGGAGGAGGAGGAGGAUAACACUGCCUCUUCACACUUAACCAUGGUUUGAUGUUUCAAAUAAUAUGAAUAUGGUACUGAUAUGGCUUCAACUAUAGAAGGAUUAUUUAUUAUGUCUUGUAUCGUGUGGUUUCACAUCACAGUCAAAAUGAGUUUGUUGACCACUGUGAAGAUGUCAGGGCAAUAACACCAGAGUCAAUGCAAAAAAAGUCUAAUUUUAAUGUAUCCUCACAGUUAUGCUUCGACCUAAUUGUUUUCUAAGAUGAUCAAUUUAUUUACUGCCAUUUUUGAGAAAAUAAGGGCUUGUAACUUUUUUCUCUGCAUUUAUAUUCUAAUUCUGGGAAAAAAAACACAAUGUUAUUUCAGUGCAUGUUUGCAAAACCUCUAUUUCCAUAACAGCUUUUUUUUCAGAAAUGUAUUUAUUAUAUACCCUUCAGUAAUAUUUAACAGACAUGACGAGAUCUCUCAGUUGCCAAAACCUAAAAGAACUUCAUGGUAUUAUCUGAUUUCCUUUCCAAACCAUUAGCCCCAUUACGUUGCAACAGGCAGUGCUGAACUAAUGAAUCACUCCACUUGCUCCAAAGAGGAUUACUGUUCUUUCUGCUUAGCUUAGUUACCUCAAAUCAGGAUAAGGGUAAGGAGAGGUCUGUUGUCUACAGCGGAAAUCUGUCUGUCCAGUAAACAGUUGAGCGCUCACACAGCUGUAAAUGGAGACAGUUCGACUGGAGUUGGAUGUUUUGAUAUUCCAAGAUGGAGUGAGGAUUGCUACUGCCGAAGAAAUCGCAGAAUGGGAGCUUCAGGCUGCGAGCCAGGUGUCCAUACCCACCAUCCGACUCUUUGUGGCACUUUACCCAUACAACCCUGCUGCAAUGUCCCCCAACUAUGAGAUGGCUGCAGAGGAGCUGCCUUUUGUGCCAGGCCAGAUAAUCAAGGUGUUUGGAGACAAAGACUAUGAUGGCUUCUAUUAUGGUGAGUCCGGUGGUCUCUCUGGUUAUGUGCCAAGUAACAUGGUGGCUGAAGUCCCAGUGGAGGAUGAGUACCUGAAGCAACGCCUCAUGCAGCAGGGAUUCCUCCCUGUGGACCACACAGGCAUGUCUUCAACGCCAGAUCUGAGCGACGUAGCCAGUAUCCCUGAUGAUUUGGUCGUUCGACGAAUGGUGGCUAUAUUUGACUACGAUCCGUGGGAAAGUUCACCCAACAUGGACAGUGAGAUUGAACUUGGCUUUCGUUCAGGAGACAUCAUUUAUGUGCUAGGUGACAUGGAUCGAGAUGGAUUUUACUACGGGGAUCUGCACGGACGACGAGGUUUGGUUCCAUCUAAUUACCUGCAGCCGCUACCCUGGAAUUAGAAGAAAAGACCACGCUAUAAGAUGUUUGCUACCAAUGCCAAGUCUCAGAGACAGUAAGAAAUCUGCAGUUUUUGGGACAGUUUAUGUGUCCAAAAAUGUUUGUUUUUAUUUUUCACAUUAUAUUAUUGCACUGCACCUACUUUAGAUUCAGUCAAUUCAAAGAAGCAACUAAUUAACAUUCUAUAAGUACUCAGUCAGUAUUGAUCAGAAUGCAACAAAGUGAAACAAGUUCUUGUCAUACAAUUUUCAGGUAAUUUAUUUAUUGAAAAGCAAAAAAAAUACAAAUCAUUUGGUGAAAAAAGUAAAGAAAAUACAAAUCAUAAAUCAAAAAGGAUCUUUAUUCACUUUAUAUUUGCCCGCCUACUUUCCUUUUGCUUCUACUCUAUGCACUUUCAAAGCCCAACAUGAGCCAAUGAAUUAAAAAAUGAAAGCUUAGAUAUACCAUAUAUCUAUAAAUGUAAAUUGAAUUACUUCAAUCAUACCAUGACAAUGGAAAGACUAUUUUAGCCUUAAUAAUACACCUUUAUUCUCCGUUGUUUUGCAGACCAGUGUGUAUUAAAAUAGUAUAUCCAUAUUUGCCUUAUGUAGCAAUUUUUAUGUAAAAUGCAUUCACAACAGUAACUUUGUAUAGUGGGAAUUAUUCAUCAUGUUAUAAAUGCAACAAGUGUAUAAAGCAGAAACUGAAAAUAAAGUCUCUUGAAUUUGUACAAUGCUCACCUGCUCUUUGGUAACUGUAGAUCGCAGUUAUACCUGUUCGUACUGAUUUUACUAAGUUAAUUGAAAUAAUUUUCUAUUCCGGCAGGUUAUCACAUUCACCUCUCAAUUUCUUACAAAUUAACAUAAUGCAAAAUUAAAUGACAUCAAUCAGAAAUUCAGCAAA
This is a messenger RNA of Perca flavescens (yellow perch), 3196 nucleotides long. Its product is annotated as RIMS-binding protein 2. NCBI's taxonomy places the organism in Eukaryota, Metazoa, Chordata, Actinopteri, Perciformes, Percidae. The record is from RefSeq and is a predicted model, not a curated record. The transcript has 7 exons. Bases 1675 to 2316 code for a protein of 213 amino acids. Gene Ontology annotation, molecular function: protein binding. Gene Ontology annotation, biological process: neuromuscular synaptic transmission.